GCCCUUUGGACGUGCCAUGUACUGUACCAUGUUUUCAGCCAAUCGGUUCUCUGAAUGUUAGUAGUGUUUAAUAACUCUGUUUCAACACCUUGUGGCUGACAACAAGAAAGGAGAGUACUGCAAAACUUGUUUUUUUUUGUUUAAGUUAUUAUUUUGGAAGGAAAGGAAGCUUUGCUGUGCCUGAACUUGAACUGCGCCUAUUCCAGGAACACAAGCAAACAAACACAACAUGAGUGCCGAGCACGAAAGUCCUGCGCCAGGUCCCCGCAAUGUGCCCGUGCCAGUUACUGAGCUGGAAAUCAAACACACCAAGAUCUUUAUAAAUAACGAGUGGCACAACUCCAGUAGCGGCAAGAAGUUCGCAACCUGUAACCCUGCCACGGGAGAGAAGAUCUGCGACGUGGAAGAAGGCGACAAAGUGGAAGUUGACAAAGCAGUAAAAGCAGCCAGGGAAGCUUUUCAAAUUGGAUCGCCAUGGCGCAGGAUGGACGCUUCUGAAAGAGGGAAGCUUUUGAAUAAACUUGCUGAUUUGGUGGAGCGGGAUCGUGUUAUAUUAAGCACAAUAGAAUCUAUUGACUCUGGAAAGCUCUUCCUUCAUGCAUACUUUGUUGACUUAGAUGGCUCAAUUAAAACAUUGCGUUACUAUGCUGGCUGGGCUGACAAAAUUCAAGGACGUACCAUCCCUGUGGAUGGAGAUUAUCUCACAUUUACAAGACACGAACCAAUUGGAGUGUGUGGACAAAUUAUACCUUGGAACUUCCCACUGCUGAUGUUUACUUGGAAGCUUGCUCCUGCACUUUGCUGUGGCAACACAGUAGUUAUCAAACCAGCCGAGCAAACCCCACUCACCGCACUCUACAUGGGGGCUUUAAUCAAAGAGGCAGGAUUUCCUCCUGGGGUGGUGAAUAUUGUACCAGGAUAUGGAUGUACAGCAGGAGCAACCAUAACUAGUCAUAUGGACAUCGAUAAAGUAGCCUUCACUGGUUCUACUGAGGUUGGUAAACUAAUACAGGAGGCAGCAGGCAAGAGUAAUCUAAAGAGAGUAACACUGGAACUUGGAGGCAAGAAUCCAAACAUCAUUUUUGCUGAUGCGGACUUGGACUUUGCCAUAGAACAAGCUCAUCACGGUCUCUUCUUCAAUCAAGGACAGUGCUGUUUAGCAGGAUCCAGAAUAUUUGUGGAAGAAUCUGCCUAUAAAGAAUUUGUCUGCAAGAGCAUUUCACUAGCACAGAAGCGUGUUAUCGGAAAUCCACUACAUCUAGCAGUCACCCAUGGGCCACAGAUUGACAAAGAGCAGUAUGAUAAAAUUCUCAGUUUAAUUGAGAGUGGGAAGAAGGAAGGAGCCAAGCUGGAAUGUGGAGGUUUGCCAUGGGGAGAUAAAGGUUUCUUCAUACAGCCAACAGUUUUCUCAGAGGUUACAGAUGAAAUGCGCAUAGCCAAGGAAGAGAUUUUUGGGCCAGUGCAACAAAUUAUCAAGUUUAAAACAGUAGAUGAAGUUAUCAAGAGAGCCAACAAUACCCAUUAUGGCUUAGUUGCUGCAGUUUUCACCAAAGAUAUUAAUAAAGCAUUUACCGUGGCUUCAGCUCUGCAAGCUGGAACUGUGUGGGUUAAUUGCUAUAAUGCCAUGCAUGUUCAGAGUCCUUUUGGUGGAUUUAAAAUGUCUGGAAAUGGUAGAGAAAUGGGAGAAUAUGGUCUCCAGGAGUACACCGAGGUUAAGACCAUCACCAUCAAAAUUCCACAGAAGAAUUGCUAAAAUAUCCUAAACUAAAAUGUUAUGCCUGAAGAAGUAGAAAAAGACUAAAAACACCAUGUGCUGAGCUGUAUCUGAAGUCAAAAGUAAUGAAUCAUGUUUCACCUCUGUAGUUUCACAAUAAUGCAAGCCUGUGUCUUACAGCUGCUUUGCCCCAAGAAGUAUAAAUAAUAUAUUAAAAUAGUAUUUACCUGUUAGUGUUUAUGCAGCAAAAUAGUGAUAAAAAAAAUUUAGUUUUACUAAUGCUUAGUUUGGAUUUUUUUUUCUUUCUAAUGUUUGGGGUUUUAGUCAUUUAAUAAGAGGCUAAGCUCAUCUGAUUCUGUCAAUCAACGUGAUGAAUGUUCCAGUUUUUGUUUGAUGCAAUAAUAUUUAACUAAUAUUGCAAAUCUGUAAAACUACUCUGAAAUUCAUCUAUUCAUCAAAUUAUUUGAAAUGUCAGCUCAUAUCCUGCAGAUUGUAAAAAAAAAUACAUUAAAAUGUGUACCCACUA
This is a messenger RNA of Carcharodon carcharias (great white shark), 2240 nucleotides long. RefSeq names its product retinal dehydrogenase 1-like. Gene Ontology annotation, molecular function: benzaldehyde dehydrogenase (NAD+) activity. The transcript is spliced from 13 exons. The record is from RefSeq and is a predicted model, not a curated record. Bases 230 to 1753 code for a protein of 507 amino acids. Lineage: Eukaryota; Metazoa; Chordata; Chondrichthyes; Lamniformes; Lamnidae.